GUUAUGAGUGCUGAUAACAAGAUGCUUUCGCCUCACCGAUUACUCAUAGUCGGUGCAGGGCUAACAGGGUCAGUAACAGCUUCCUUGCUGCGCAGAAAGUUUCCAAAGGAUGCGUUGAAUAUCACUUUCUGGGAGAAAUCUCGCGGAGCAGGGGGGAGAAUGAAUACCAACAGAAGCGCAAGUGAUUCACGCUGUACGGUGGAUCUUGGAGCACAAUAUGUAACAGCGACACCGGAUUAUUACAGAUCUCACGAGAGGUACACUGACUUUCACAUCCUCUUAGGCUGAGUAAAUAGUAUGUCUAGCGGCAGUUAGUUCGAAUGGAAGGCUGUUGCAUAACCACACCAGGAAAUGAAUCCUUUACAUCUGAGCAUCGAUUAGUGCGCUAAUAUUCUCCAUACUGUUCUCGGUACAUUUCUUAAGGUGCUGACAAGGAGAAUUUGUUUAACAAUCGAGAGCUUCUUUAGAUGGUGAUCAUUUCCUUUAUUCUCAUGACCUUAAUGUUAGAUUCAGGGCUGAUAUUGUAGGGAGAAAUUAGAUGCUAAUCAACCUUAGGGUCCGUUGGGUUAAAAUAGGUACCCAUUGGAAUAGAAUAGCCUGGAUCCAUAUUCCCUUGUAUAUGAACACCCUUCUUUGAACUUGCUGAGUGGUGAAAUACUAAUAAAGAGUAUUUAUAGCUUUUCAAGAGCUAAUGUAGUCCACUGCCAUAUUUGCCGUGCAAUCCUUAUUUGCUGCAGGGUAGGUUGAAUCAGUAAUACCAAGUAUGGCACGGGGUUUAAUAGAAACCAGUUACAGAUAGUCUACUGCUGCUGAGAAAACCUCUUACCAUUGUCUGAUCAGCUUUCAAGCAGGCUCUCUAGUCUGAGUUUUGCCUUCCAGUCCCUUUUCCAGGCAUAGCGACAUUCUACACUAUCAAUGGUAGCAUAAGGAGAAAGUUACUGAAACCCUUAAAUGGUACCCCCAACUAAAGUGUACCACAUCUCUGAAUAAUUCUUCAAAAUGGUGUUUUCUAAUCCACCAGACAAUUUACCAUCCUGACCCCACCCUUAACAAAUUUUCAGCAUGGCAGUGACAAAUCCAACUUCCAUUUGCCAUUUUGGAUCCUGAUACUCCCCUAAAAAAUUUCAUGAGAAUUGGUUUACAACACCCUUGAGCAUUUUGGACUGAUGGUUUUUCUUACGGUAUUUCUUAAGCAGACUGGACUUUUCCCUACCCAACCACCUCCCCCCUCCCCCCUAGCCCUGAUAGGUGAUCCUCAUUUUUGGCUAUGGAGAAAGUUGUAUUAAGAACAGUUCUCAUAGGAGGAAAUUUUAUGGAAGUCUGUUUAUCUUUAACUUCCUUUUAUAUUUGACUCAGAAUCUCAGCAGGAGAUUUUCCAAUACAAAGUGGCUUCAAUAAUCCCAGGGACUGGGAGGUUAACUUUCCCUUUUCUCUUCGAUAUCCCAGGGAAAUGAUCCUUUAGUGCACUGUGUGAGUUUUUUGUCAUUGUUCAAGUCUUGGAUGCAUUAUAGUUACUGUGCCAACUGAAUAACUGUAUUGCAUGAAAUAGUUCUCUUUAAACACAUUUUCUACACAUUUUGAACAAACAGGCAGCUCGUGAUACCACCUUAGCAGUAUGUGCAAGAAUUUAAUUACUCAUGGGAGUCAUCAAAAUUUUGGUGGACAAAUGUAGAAAAUUUGUCAAAAGCUUUGUCAAGUGAUCAGUUUUGAAAAUAAAACUUUUUUGCUCCAGUUUCUAUCAGGAACUGAUAUCAGCAAAAGUAUUGGUGCCAUUUAAUGGAUUUAUAGAAGGAGAAAACAAAAAGGAAGGAAUGAAAAACUUUACAGCACCGUCAGGGAUGAAUUCCAUAGUCAAACAUUUUCUGAAUUCUUCGGGUAAGUGUGUAGGCGCAAGAAUUUGUAUUAUCAUUUUUUGUUAGUGUUGGUGUUUCAUAGUUUCGUGUUAGGUGUUUAUUUUCUCGUCUUCAUUAGUGUCCUUUGUCAGUUACCAGUUUUGUACUUGUUAUAUUUAUUUGCAUAUCGUAUAUAUAUUGGUUGCACGUAAUUUAUUUGGUUAGUUGUCUAGUUUGCGAAAAUUAUCGUUACAUAUCUAGCUCUGGGUUUCAUGUUUUCGUCUUUGGUUUGGUCACAUUCGUCUUGUAAGUAUCCUUGUUUAUUUCGCUUUGUCGUUUUCCAGUACUUUCACUCAUACGAUGUAAGUUAUUUUAUGCUCAUUCGCGUGUUUGUAAUUUUGUCAUUUUCAGUUACCGUAUUCAACAAUGUGUCAAGUUUGUUCUAGUAAAGUUUGAAAUACGAGUGAUUAGCGUUUGCGGCUAUAAAGUGCAAAUAUUAUUUGAAUUCAGCACAAGGGAGGGACUGUUACUUUUUAAAAGUGGAGGAGUCUGAUUUAUUGCAUCAGUACUUCAUGGCUCAAUUUUGUUGCCCAAAUUUGUGCAUCUUUUGCUAGUUUGCCUAAGGCUUUUAUUUUCCUUGGGUAUUCUUUAAGCAUAUUUCUCUGUCUCUGUAUGGACCUCACCCAAUUUCCAGCUGUGAUGGAGGCCUUCUGUCCUGUUGAACUCAAAACAGGCUGAAAAUCAAGCCUGCCCCUCCCCUUGUAGUGAAAAUCAGAAUCAGCCUCACAACUUAAGUUGUUCAACAAACUCUCCUGAGAUACUCUGUAAACACUUGAGAGUGUUUAACCCUUUACACCUUAACAUCAACAUUCAUAUUCUCCUUUCUGUUCUCUAUACAUUUCCUAAGGUGCUGAUAAGGAGAAUUUGUCUAACAAUCAAUUUUCUUUCGUUGGUGAUCAUUUCCUUUAUUCUCAUGACAUUAAUGUGUGAUUCAGUGGUGAUAUUGUAAGGAGAAAUUAGAUGCAAGUCAAUCUUAGGGGUUAAAAGGUUAAAGCAGAUUAAGAAUAUUAUGAAGUCAACUGUCAUGGAAAAAGUUGUAGGUAAAUUCUUACCUUUCAACCUAGUCCAGCAUAUUUUGACAAAUUUGCAACCAAUACUGAAACACACUUAACCCUUUAACUGCUAGAUGUGAUUAAAAUGUAACCUCUCCCCAUAAUCUCCUUACAUUAUCAAGCAGACAGGUAGUGAGAAUACUCAAACUUAUCAGGUAGAAGUUUUUAUCUUGAUUUAACACCAAAUUCUCGUAAAUAAUUUCCAAGGAGAUGUCCAUCAGCUAGAGAGGAGAAGUAACAAUAAGAUCUUGGAAGUUAAAGGGUUAAUGUUUAUUUUUCUACACUAUUUCAGAAUCCAGCGUUUUCUAUGAAACUCAUUGCACUGCAAUAAACAGAUUUGAAAACCCAGAAAACAUCAGUCAAAGCGCAAAACUCUGGCUAGUGACCGACUUCAAGGACAACACAAGUGAAUUCGAUUCCGUUAUUGUAACGAUUCCUACACCACAACUUUUAAAUCUGAAAGGUUCCAUUCAAGAUUUCCUCGAGAGCCAACGCUCACUCCUGGAAGCCGUACAGUAUUCUUCGCGGUAUGCCGUAGCCAUGUAUUUUGAACAAGGAGUCAAAAUUGACGUGCCGUGGUGUUCCAAGUAUGUAACAGGCAGUCCGUGUGUACGGUUUUUAUCCGUAGACUCGAGGAAAAGAUUUGGGAAAGGUAAAUGAGUUUAAACCUUAAAAAAGGUCUUGAACGAUGUAAUUUUUGAGAAGCCACGCUCAUUACUUGAAGAUGUCAAGUUUUAAAGUUUUCCAAAAUUUUCUUGUCGGGCUGACCUUACUCAGUCAAUAAGUGUUGUACAGAAUAUUUUUUUUCUUUUGGCUGGUAGCACGUGAGUCCGUACGGCUUUUUACGGCCCCGCCUACGCUAUCAUAUACGGCCCUUGUUAGAUCUUUGAUAAAGUGCGCGCGGGGCUGGAUGCGUCAUGACGAUGAAAGCCAUUGGUGUACACCGAACUACAAAAAUUACCAACAUUGUAAUCUCUCUUUCAGAUCCCGAAGACAUAGGCCCAUCUCUCCUUGCACACACAAGCGUGCCAUUUGGAAUAGAACAUUUAGAGAUGGACAUGAACGAUGUUAAAGAGAUUAUCAUAUCACACGUGAAACAAAUACUUCCCGACCUUCCAGAACCCGUGAACAGUCGCUGUUUAAGAUGGCGGUAUUCUCAAGUGUCACGCGGUGUUGAUGGUUCUCCAGGAUGCAUUGCGUUGUGUAACUCUCCGCUGCUGGUUGCUUGCGGUGAUGCGUUCUCUCACUCGAAUUUCGAUGGUUGUAUAGACUCAGCUAUGUCUGUAGUAGACACAUUUUGCAAAAUAACAUCCGUUAGCAACCUGUAGGUUUUUGCAAGGUGGUGGAUAGGUCAUGCUGUGCGCGUAGCGUGACAGAAUUUUCGUCAAAUAGUCACGUAACGUUCCUUUCUCCUGUGGACAUAAGCGUAACCUGAGAAGUCAAUGACGAUUUCGAGCUGGUGCAAAGGAUAUGGGCUAUUUUUUAUUACAGAAUAUGAAGUCACUGUUAGAUAAGCAGAUUGACUUAAUCCUGGCGUUUAAAUCUAAGAGGGCCACGACUGUUGUAAGACAGCCAUUUAUACAUUAAAGGAGUUGGAGGACUGAUUGGUUCCCAGUCUUCUUUAUUUCGCCGUCCGCACGGUAGCGAAAAGUGUUAUGGGUAAGGUCGGUUUUUCUCUCUCUCCUUCGUAUCAACCCUUUCUUUUCAAUCUCUUGAACUGACGUGCCGUGUGCUACAAAAGGCAACUGGGACGAGUCCGGAUGCGAAAGCGCAAAGUGUUUUGGGUAAUGUUGUAU
Molecule: messenger RNA, 4740 nt
Organism: Pocillopora meandrina
Lineage: Eukaryota; Metazoa; Cnidaria; Anthozoa; Scleractinia; Pocilloporidae
Source: the annotation of a GenBank genome assembly